This is a messenger RNA of Oryzias latipes (Japanese medaka), 3206 nucleotides long. Its product is annotated as paired box protein Pax-6. Gene Ontology annotation, molecular function: DNA-binding transcription factor activity, RNA polymerase II-specific; RNA polymerase II cis-regulatory region sequence-specific DNA binding. Gene Ontology annotation, biological process: anatomical structure development; regulation of transcription by RNA polymerase II. NCBI's taxonomy places the organism in Eukaryota, Metazoa, Chordata, Actinopteri, Beloniformes, Adrianichthyidae. The record is from RefSeq and is a predicted model, not a curated record.
UCCGUCUCUCUGCACUUGUCUCCUCAGUCAAGGAGAAAUUAAUUGGAGGGAAGAAUACGCCAAAGAAGCAGUUGGAGAACUGAAGAAACGCAAAGUUUGUGCUUCACCACCAUGCCCCAGAAAGACUACAGAAGUCCGGCCAGCUGGGAGACCGGAGUGGCCUCCAUGAUGCAGAACAGUCACAGCGGGGUCAACCAGCUCGGGGGGGUAUUUGUGAAUGGGAGACCUCUGCCCGACUCCACCAGGCAGAAGAUCGUGGAGCUGGCCCACAGCGGUGCUCGGCCAUGUGACAUUUCCAGAAUCCUUCAGGUGUCCAAUGGCUGUGUGAGUAAGAUCCUGGGCCGAUACUAUGAGACUGGAUCCAUCCGUCCCCGGGCCAUUGGAGGGAGUAAACCCAGGGUGGCCACCCCAGAGGUGGUUGCUAAGAUUGCCCAGUACAAGAGAGAGUGUCCGUCCAUCUUUGCCUGGGAGAUCAGAGACCGGCUGCUGGCGGAGGGCGUCUGCUCCAAUGACAACAUCCCCAGUGUCUCUUCAAUAAACAGAGUCCUCAGGAAUUUGGCCAGUGACAAGCAGCAAAUGGGCUCAUUGGGAACAGAAGGGAUGUUUGACAAACUCAAGAUGCUCAACGUGCAUACCAGCUGGGGGGGGCGCUCCAGCUGGUAUGCUGGGACCACACUCUCCUCCACAGAGUGUCCGCAGGCAGAAGGAAGAGAGAACGGCAUCUCGGUGAACUCCAGCACCGAAGACUCAGAGGAGACACAGAUGAGGCUUCAGCUGAAGAGGAAGCUGCAGAGAAACAGAACUUCUUUCACUCAGGACCAAAUUGAAGCACUAGAGAAAGAGUUUGAAAGGACUCACUAUCCAGACGUGUUUGCUCGUGAGCGUCUUGCUAACAAAAUAGACCUUCCUGAAGCCAGGAUACAGGUUUGGUUUUCCAACAGACGAGCAAAGUGGAGAAGAGAGGAGAAGUUGCGAAAUCAGCGUCGACAGAUAUCCAGCUCCAGCAGCCACAUUCCCAUCAGCAGCAGCUUCAGCUCCUCCGCCUACCAGCUUCUGCCCCAGCCGGCCGCACCAGUGUCGUUUUCUUCCGGCUCCAUGUUGGGAAGGUCAGAUCCCGCCCUGUCCAACAGCUACAGCCUCCCAGCCAUGCCCAGCUUUAGCAUGGCGGCCAGCCUGCCCAUGCAGGCGUCCAGUCAGGCGUCUUAUUCCUGCAUGCUGCCCACCAGCCCCACUGUGAAUGCUCGAAGCUACGAAACAUACACUCCCCCACAUAUGCAGCCUCACCUCAGCAGCCAGUCUAUGACUUCCUCUGCUACGUCGUCAACAGGUCUGAUCUCUCCUGGCGUCUCUGUGCCGGUCCAAGUUCCAGGAAGUGAAGCAGACAUGUCCCAGUACUGGCCCCGCCUGCAGUGAAGCUGCUCCUGCAGCAGGGAUCACUAAGAGGGGCGGUGUGAAGAUCUGUUCAUCUUCAUCAGUGCUGUGAAUGACCAACUCCUCGGCAGAUGCGCUCAGACUGAGGAGUUGUGCUGCUGAAGCGUCCUGGGGGAGCCUGAAGCUGCUGGAGGGAUCGGUUGUUGAUCAGGUUCAUCUGGGGCUGCGUCAAAGGUCUCUGCACCGCGAGGGAGGGCCUUCAGAGUCUGCCUGGUGAGGACAGAGGAUGUGAGUGAGGAGCUGCCAAACAUGGAAACAUUUCCGCAAGGAAAAGCUUCAGACAAAAAAAAAAAAAACAAUUUACAGAUGUGUGGCACACCCCCCUCCCCCCAAAAAGGGGGUAUUGCACUUGUGUACUUGCAACAAAAGGAAAUGUAGACAGAAGUGUAGAAGGAAGGACUGACUGACAUCUGCUGUGGCUUACCUUCCCAUCAGCAGAUGCCUUGGUAUUGUGAACCAUCACAUGACUGCAACCUUCCAACCAGAAAGCUGGAAGCAGCUGGAAACAGCUGGAAUGAGCUGUGAAUGACCAGGGAGCAGCUGGAAACAGCUGGAAUGAGCUGUGAAUGACCAGGGAGCAGCUGGAAAUACCUAAGAGCAGCUGGAAACAUCUGGAAGCAGCUGGAAUAAUCUGGAAGCAGCUGGAAACAUCUGGAAGCAGCUGGAAACAUCUGGAAGCAGCUAGAAACACCUGGAAGCUGUUUGAAACAUUUGAAAACAUCUGGAAGCAGCUGGAUUAAGUUAACACAAUGACUGAAAGAAAAUGUAUUGAUGCAAAUUCAGGAAGCAGCAGUUUUUCUACUUGAUACAGAUGCAUUUUGAAUGUAUGUGGACUUGUUACUGACUUUAGAAUGUUGAUGGUUUCCACGACAACAACUGUUUCUAUGUCAUUCAGAUGGCGUGAGCAGCAGAGAAGCUGGACUUAAGCUGGUGUUGGGUUGAGGGAUGAAAGCCUGAAUGCAGAAAAAACAGCUAAUCCAAAAGAACUUGCCAUAAAGACUCUAAAUCUGGCCAAGUAUUUGUCUACUUUUUAGUCUUAUCACACUUUGGAACAGACACAAUAAUCGACAAGCAACAUUUUAAUAAGACAAAAUGACCUACCCAUAGAGAAAUCCUCUUGAAUGGGCAAAAUUUCAUUUGAAAUGAGCCAAGCAUAAACUCUUUAACAGGACAUGUAAGCAUUUUCUAUAUUUAUUUUGUGUAUUUUUGAAAGAAAAGUCAUCUUAUUCCAGGUGUAAUACAUUUAUUUAAUUAAAAAACAGACAAACAUAGUUGGUAUUAUUGAGCUUUGCAGUGUGAGAAUCUCUUCUCUACUUUACUCGUUUUUAGAAGGCUACAUUUUUAAGGAAACUUCUUUAAAUGGCUUGUGAAAUUCAACAGCAAAGUGUGAGAACUUCUGUAUUUGUUUCACUUUAUUUUGUGGUUUCAAGAAUUCUUAUGAAGUGUGUGAAUAAGUGUGUGUGUCUAUAUAUGAGUGUCUGUGUGUAUGCAUGUGUCUAUACAUAUAUGAAAGAAUGUAUAUAUGAUGUGUAUAGGUGUGUGUGAUAUGUGUACGUGUAUUAAGGUUAGGCCUUAAUUUUUGAGGGGGAGGAGCUUACCUGAAAGUGCAGAAUCUGUGUCAAAAAUCGUUAUGGGAACAGACCAGUGAAAAACUCUGUUUUUUUCUCAUUUCCUGUAUUUUGUUUGUGAUUGCCGGUCAACUUCUGUAAACUUUGACUACUUAAAGAAACAAGAACAGCUCUCACAAAAUAAAUGCUUCUUAAAAAAACAGAAAA